CCGCCUCCAUACGAGGAAUCGACAACUCACUCUGUCGUUUAUUCGGAUGAAACGACGACGACGAUGACAACGGAGGUGGUCACCACCACCACUACUCAGACCACUACUCAUCUCAUCUCCCCUCUGUGGAGAAAACACGUCGCUCCCGUUGCAGCAGGCCGUCCUACUGCUUCUCAAUGGGUACCUCUGCGAGUUGAAAAGGACCUCCCUCCAACGCCUACGGACGAAGAUGAUUCACCGUCAGGCCCGUCGUCGCGACCAGACUCGGUGGAGGAGAUUAUGGCGGAGAGUAUGCUUCCGUCCUUAUUCCCUGCUUCUGAUGGAAGACCCUGUCCUGAAGCUCUACCCGUAUCGCAAUCUUCAACUGCAGCGUUGGCACACGCUUCAUUAGGCGUCGGCCUGCCACAUGUCCUUACCCGGUCAUCACCUUCAUCACCCUUUUCCGAAGUGAACACCGUUGCAUUUGCUACCUCGCCAUUUCCUGCAAGCAGGCCAGCACUCCGUCAAUGGAAAAGUUCUCAGAAGCUGAGAUCCGCGUCAGAUACGCGUGAUGGCACCAACAGGGAACGUCGGAGGACUAGAGGGCUGUCUUUGAAUGCAUCGACAUUCCUUAGCUUUGGUAUGUCAGAUUCCAAAGGGAAGGCGAAAGUGAAAGAAGGAAACGAAGAUCUUCCUCCAAAGACUUUGUCUCGUCGGGCGUCAUUUUGGACGCGCAAAAAGACGCCGGCAUCCGACCUUCCCACUCCGCCCAAGUUUUCACCCAAUUCUAAUAAUCUGUAUACACCUCUGCCAUCCGUCCAACCUGGUUCGCCUUUUUUCAUGAAUAUGGAUGCUUCUCAUUCAGCUGCUUCAGAUCGCCAGUCCGCCAAUCAGCAUACCCCCCAUACCCGAGGCUUAUCCAGGAGCCAUUCUGAACGUCUUUCAAACAGUCGUCUCACAUUGCCCGAACAGUCACCCCCAACCUCAGCUCUGGCGCCUUCAAAAGCCCGUCGACGUACACGCCGCCCAGCAACCGCAGAUCCAUUAAAUACUUCCCUAGUCGGUUCAUUGUUUACUGAUUCCUCUCAUUUUACAUCAUCACCUCUGUCCAAUACCUCUCCACCCCCUCCUUUACCCCAGCGACAUGACCUUGAGCCUCCGGAAUCGCAAUAUCAAAGCCGUAGACCGCGCGCUCAAACCAACCCUCCAUUACUUCAUAGGUUAUCGUUAUCUUUACUGUUUUCAUCCUCUGGCCCUUCUCUUCAACCUUCCUCCCCUUUCACUUUGGUUUCAAGUCAUUUGGCAUCUACAUCGUCGUCAAGCUCGUCGCCUGUCAUUAGCAACAAUAAUUCCCCUCGUCCUUCUCUUCAAAAAAUUGUCGACAUCCCUAGACCUCGUGUGGAUGACGAAUCGCCCGAAGUCUAUCUGGAUCGACUCUGUGCGGUUGUCAGCAAAGCAGAAGUGGCAGGGGUUCUCGCAUCAAGUGCAGACAUUUUCCACGUACAGGCGCUUCGUGCCUAUAUCAGCAGGUUUGACUUCGCAAAGGACCCCUUAGAUGUUGCGCUCCGGAGGCUACUAAUGGACGUAGGCCUUCCGCGAGAGACUCAACAAAUUGAUCGCGUCAUGGAGGCUUUUGCACACCAAUAUGUUAGCUGUCAUCCGAAUCUGUUUACGUCCGAAGAUCAUCCAUAUAUUUUAGCGUUCAGUUUGAUUAUGCUUCAUACCGAUGCUUUUAACAAAUCGAACAAACGCAAAAUGACAAAGGCCGAUUACAUUAAAAAUACCAGAUUGCCGGGUGUAUCUUCUGAAGUCUUGGACUGUUUUUAUGACAACAUUGUGUUUGCGCCAUUCAUCUUUGUAGAAGAUCCUUUAGAUAUCAACGGGCAACGAGGGUUCGUUUCAGGGGGAUCCAGGAUCACCCCGUCUGUGUCGGGCACUGCUUCCAAUGGCUCGGGAUCUGGCUUUCUAGGGAAGGGAAACAAGGUCGAUCCUUAUUACCUGAUAUCUAAUAACCUUCUCGAUGCCCUCCGUGUCGAUGUUGAAAGAUACAUACCUGCCUCUCAUCCGUACUCGUGGGAAGGAACAAAUGGUCGCUGGGAUGACGACGAAUUGCAGUCAGUAUUUGCUAAUGCAACUGCCGUCGAAAUUGGCUACGAUGGCCGCCUAACCGCCCCAUUUUUCGGUAUGGGUAGUCCACCUAGUCCAUUAAUUGGACCUCUCGGCGGCCUACCGGAUUCCUCGUCUCCUUCAGGAGAGAUGUGUACUCUCCGAGUGACUAAAGCAGGUGUACUCUCCAGGAAAGACGAUACACUUGAAGGCGGAAAAAAAUCAACACAUCGGAAAUGGAGACCGAUGAGCGUUGUCUUGACGGGUUCACAGCUCCUCUUUUUCCGUGAUUUGACUUGGGCAAAUACCCUAGGUUGUAGUUCCGAUUCGUCAUCUGGCGGCCAAGUCAUCUAUCCCCAAGCAACUGUCUUUAACCCCGAUGAGUCUAUCUCCGUCAAGGAUUGCAUUGCCGUUUGGGACGAAUUCUAUACCAAACACCGCGAUGUUUUCCGUUUUGUCAUGCACGACGGUCGCCAAUUCCUACUCCAAGCUUCGAAUGACAAAGAUCUCAACGAAUGGGUAUCCCGCAUAAACUAUGCCAGCUCCUUCAAAUCUGCUGGCGUCCGCAUAAGACCGAUGGGGAUGUCAGGCGGAGAUGUGAAGCUGACCGGUGUAGCAGCAGCUACUUCACAUCUACAUGAUUUGCGACACACAAAUCAAGCUACGCCUGUAGUACGGAAGUGGGGUGGCCGCGGAUCCCACGAGCCAUCAAGUUCUCUUUCUGUUGAACCAGAUUUUCCAACGAUGACACCUUCUAUGCAGCGGAAGGUAACGUUGAUGGACGAUCACGAUGUCGUAGAGCAGAAUGUUCCUGUGGCCCCUGAAGUUGAAGGAGCUGAUCAGUUCAAGGCCACCUUUGAUCAGGUGAAAGCUGAUCUUUCUGCUGGCCGAUGGAGUCAUAAUCUAGUACGCGCUGACGAGCCGGACUUAAGUCAGACUGCAAUCACUCCAUCGGAUUCUGCACGGAGUGAUAUCUCAGGUCUUCCUUCACGUUCCAAUGUCAUUUUGUCGAAGAUACGUGAUUUAGACUCUAGGAUCUCUGCUUCCCAAUCACAACUGGACUCUGAUCUUCGUUUCGUUCGCAAUAUUGCCACCCUCACCCCAUUCCAGCGACAUACCCGUUAUCGCCUUCUCCUGGCCAUCCAGGGCAUUUCGAAACGCAUUAUGCAGGAACGUUUGUAUUUCACCAAGUUGGCCUGCCACCGUGCGGUUCUUUCUCGGGAUCUUGCGGCGGAGGGUCGCGAAUGGAAUCGGACCAAGCAAAUUGCGUUGAAAGCUGCUGCAGAGAUGCUUCAAAGCCAACAACCACGUGAAAGUACGAUUCCCACAAUGACAGUAUCAUUCCAUGACUCGAAGGACCAAACGCAAUCUCCAGAGUCUAUAUCCAGGCGCGCGUCAUCAACUCAUCGACCUGAAUCGACCUGCGAAUCGUUCCAUUCUGCAUUAGAUUUUGGUCCGGAAUGGCCAUCAUCUGAUGAUUUAGCCUCAUCGAAUUUUCUGAGCUCCUCUCAAGUGUACGAAUCCCCCAAGGCAUCUGCCUCAGAAUGGCUCUCAUACCCUUUCCCCGAAGUCAAUACCUCGACCUCUUCAGUACCAAGGAACGAGGGACCGUCGUCGUCCCGUGUUAGUGACGAAAUACGUACACAUGAAAAGUAUUAUACCGCCGUGGAGGAAGCAGAGGAGUGGGACAAAACUAGGUGCGCUCAGCGUGUAUCGCUGGUCCGUCUCCCUUCUACCAUUGUGUUGAGAUACGAGAGAGGCAUGGCUACCAGUAGGGAUUGAAAUUAUUGCGGAUGAAUUUAUUGUGUUUAUUACGUACAUUAUUUAUUUAAAUAAAAUAUUGUAAGAUAAUGUGUGAAAUAUUACUUAUAUGUACUUG
Molecule: messenger RNA, 3964 nt
Organism: Guyanagaster necrorhizus
Lineage: Eukaryota; Fungi; Basidiomycota; Agaricomycetes; Agaricales; Physalacriaceae
Exons: 6
Coding region: 64-3867 (1267 amino acids)
Biological process (GO): regulation of ARF protein signal transduction
Molecular function (GO): guanyl-nucleotide exchange factor activity
Source: RefSeq, a predicted model, not a curated record